Molecule: messenger RNA, 1616 nt
Organism: Pogonomyrmex barbatus (red harvester ant)
Lineage: Eukaryota; Metazoa; Arthropoda; Insecta; Hymenoptera; Formicidae
Product: prolactin-releasing peptide receptor
Biological process (GO): G protein-coupled receptor signaling pathway
Cellular component (GO): neuron projection; plasma membrane
Molecular function (GO): neuropeptide Y receptor activity; neuropeptide binding
Source: RefSeq, a predicted model, not a curated record
AGCAUAGAGAAGGAAGAGGAAGAGGAGGCGUGUAACGCGAGUUGGCCGAUCGCGCUCUCUUCAAGAUGCGCCAUGGAUAAUAACGGCACGGCGCAAAUAACGUCGUCGGUGGUGCUGGUCGCGAUGCAAAACCAAUCGGCGCGUAACUCGAGCUACCUGUCGGAGGAUGUCACGUCGAAUCUGAUGGUGCAGAUAGUAUUCUGCGCGUUCUACGUCGUUAUCUUCGUGCUGGGGAUAUUCGGCAAUGUACUGGUGGUCUUCGUCGUCGGGCGGAAUCGCCAGAUGCACACUGUCACGAAUCUCUUCAUCGCGAAUCUCGCCCUCAGCGACGUGCUGCUCUGCGUGCUCGCCGUGCCCUUCACCCCCCUGUACACCUUCCUGGGCGGUUGGGUCUUCGGCAAGACCCUCUGCCACCUGGUGCCCUACGCCCAGGGCGUGAGCGUGUACAUCAGCACGCUCACCCUGACGAGCAUAGCCGUCGACCGGUUCCUCGUGAUCAUCUAUCCGUUUCACCUGCGCAUGAAGAUCAAGAUGUGCCUGGCGAUCAUCGUGAGUAUAUGGGUGAUCGCGUUGCUGAUUACCCUGCCGUACGGGCUCUACAUGCACCUGGAGGAGACGUAUACCUUCUGCGAGGAGAAUUGGCCCAGCGAGCCGUUUCGCAAGGUCUUCAGCUCGCUCACCUCGAUAUUCCAAUUCGUCGUGCCGUUCUUCGUGAUCGCCUUCUGCUACGUGUGCGUGUCGAUCAAGCUGAACGAUCGGGCGCGCGCGAAACCCGGCGCCAAGACUAGCAGGCGCGAGGAGGCGGAUCGCGAGAGGAAGCGCCGGACCAACCGGAUGCUGAUCGCGAUGGUCGCCAUAUUCGGCGUGUCCUGGUUGCCGCUCAACAUCGUCAACGUCGUCGACGAUUUCUACUCGCACGUCAACGACUGGUCCUACUACAGGCUCUGCUUCUUCAUGUCGCACUGCCUCGCCAUGAGCAGCACCUGCUACAAUCCGUUCCUCUACGCCUGGCUCAACGACAACUUUCGCAAGGAAUUCAAGCAGGUUCUGCCAUGUUAUUCAAGAAAUUCCGACGGCAGUACUCCGAAGAUCAAGGAGGGCUGUAAAAAUGACAAAAUAUGUAACGGUAAUAAUACCAUGCAAGAGACGCUGCUGCCCAGCAACACGAAAGUGCAGAAUCCCGAGGGAUACGAGAUGAUCAUUCUGGAGCAAACGACGAACAUCUCAAAGGAGCAGGAUCAGCCUUUGAGUUCCUCGAAGGAUUUCGACGAUGCGACUCUGUGAGGGAAAGCACGAAAGGUACGCAAAUACAUUUGGUUACGUAAAGCUGUUAGACACGUCAAAUCGAAUAAAUAUCAACUACAAUAGAAUUGCUGCAGAAGGGGAACAAUCUGAUCGUUCUAUCAAAUUGAUAUUUAUUUUUACGAUUUGGAUACUGAUCAAGCUUUUAUUUCAUUCUCCAAAGUUCUAAAUCGCGUCAGAAUGGACAUGGAAAAUAAAAAGUUAUUUUUCUCUUAUACAGCGAGUAUAAGAGUUAUAUUUUUUAAAUAAACAGUUACCUAUAUAUUCAUAUCAGUCUAUACCAGAAUAUAUAAAUAAAUAUUUGAAAACGCAAA